AUGGUCGGUCCACCCGUCAGCACCCGCGAUCGCCUUCGUCACCAGCACGUCCCGCUGAUCUCGCCUCCGGACGAGGACAUAGUCCAGCAGGUGCCACUGACGCGACCGAGGAUGCCUCCAGGUAGCCUUCUCUCGCUCCGGCAGACAGAAGAAGGUGUUCGUCAUGAUGAAGCGGUGUUCUGCGCAGGUGCGGAGGAGAAGCAGGCCGUUGUCGUUGGAGCCGCGGAGACCAUGAGGACCCAGCACUCCCCUCCAGGCAGUAUGGUCUGUGCCGACGCGGGCGUUGAAGUCGCCAAGGACAAUCAACUUGUCCGCCUUCGACACAGUCGCCAAGAGGGCGUGCAGGCACUCGUAGAAUUUGUCUCAGACGGCGUCGGGGUUCGGCAUCGUCGGAGCGUAGGCGCUGAUGAUGGUGGCGAAUUUGCCUCCCCAGAGAGGCAGGCGGAAGCUCAUCAGGCGAUCUUUGAUGCCCUGAGGCAAACAGGGUAG
Molecule: messenger RNA, 489 nt
Organism: Spirometra erinaceieuropaei
Lineage: Eukaryota; Metazoa; Platyhelminthes; Cestoda; Diphyllobothriidea; Diphyllobothriidae
Source: the annotation of a GenBank genome assembly